UCACUUACUUAAUUAGCAAUCCUUGCAGUGCGUAUUACAAUCCGCCGAAGACUUCGCAGAAAGCAAGACAUGGACAACAUACAGAAUAAGACUGUAAUGAUCACCGGAGGAGCUGCCGGACUGGGCUACAAAUACGCCGAAAUAUUGCUUCGCAAUGGUGCGAAAAGUGUUGCGAUAAUCGAUCUGCCAACAUCAAACGGUGAAAAUGCAGCGACCACGUUGAAGAACGAGUUUGGCAAGGAUCGCGCUAUCUUCGUCGCGUGCGACGUGACAAAGACCGAAGAUCUGAAAGAGACGUUCAAGAAAGUCAUCGCCGCGUUCGAGACUCUCGACAUUCUUAUCAACAACGCUGGCAUAUUCGACGAUAAAGACAAAUGGGAACAGACGAUCAACAUCAAUGUCACGGCGCUGAUUCGCAGCUCGUAUCUGGCUCUGGACCAUAUGGGAAAGUACAAAGGUGGAAAAGGAGGCCUGAUCGUGAAUAUCUCGUCUAUCCUUGGAUUAGCCGUACAUCCCCCGGCGCCGGUGUACACGGCUACGAAACACGCCGUUCUCGGAUUCAGCCAGUCCCUGGCGGGUCUGUACGAGAAGACCGGAGUGCGAGUUCUCAUCAUGUGUCCAGGUGUUACGAAAACGGCGUUACUCGACGACUUAUUUCAUAAGGCUGUCCAUUUCGCCGACGCUAAAUAUGCUAGUAAGUUUCCCGGUUUCGAUCAGUUUCAAUCAGCUGAUAAUGUGGCUCUCACGAUGGUAGAUCUUAUACAAAAAGGAAAAAACGGAGAAGCUUGGGUCAGCGAGCACGAUAAACCGCCCUACGCCGUGAACUUUCCCCAUUAUUCGACUCGAGCUUUACCUGUGUAAAGUUUACAUUUAAUAACUUUAAAUAUAUUCCAUAACUCGUCUUAUUUUGUUCAAUUGAAUGGUUUAUUAAUAAAUAUAAACGUUGUAUCAAUUAUAUAUAUAUAUGUAAAAUUAUAUUACAUAUGUAAAAUUAUAUGAAAUAUAAAUGAUAUAUGCAUAUAAUGUUAAAACGCAACACCUUCAUUUCCAAAUCCAAAGAUCUAUUUGAAAAUCGUACGCGUAAUUUUACAUAAUAUUAUUGGUAAAAGUCAUAUAAAGUACUAAGAAGACUUUAUCUAUUCAAAAUGUAUUGUGUCUGACUAACAAUAAGUACUAGGCACUGCAUAAUUUUACGAGCUACGCGCAAUAGUACAUUCUUCUAUCAACUUUUGUAAUAUAAGGAGAGAUUAAGAACAUGAAAUAUUAAAAAUAAAAUUUAUUAUAUCUCUGUUAUUGUAAAAUCAAAUUAAAAAAAUUUUUAUAUUUU
Messenger RNA from Formica exsecta, 1327 nucleotides. Its product is annotated as 15-hydroxyprostaglandin dehydrogenase [NAD(+)]-like. Bases 70 to 861 code for a protein of 263 amino acids. The record is from RefSeq and is a predicted model, not a curated record. Gene Ontology annotation, molecular function: oxidoreductase activity, acting on the CH-OH group of donors, NAD or NADP as acceptor. The transcript has a single exon. Lineage: Eukaryota; Metazoa; Arthropoda; Insecta; Hymenoptera; Formicidae. Gene Ontology annotation, cellular component: cytoplasm.